This is a messenger RNA of Gongylonema pulchrum, 225 nucleotides long. The record is from the annotation of a GenBank genome assembly. Lineage: Eukaryota; Metazoa; Nematoda; Chromadorea; Rhabditida; Gongylonematidae.
AUGAAUCAUCAGAGGGUAACCGUCGCUCUCUCGCGCGUUAGGUACGGCAUGCGCGUGAUUGGAGCUUUCCAGCUAUUGCAGCAGCAAGGCGCAAGGUGUGCCUUAUCGACACAGCGAUGCAGCUCACCCGGAUUUGCUACGCAUGAUUCCGAGGCGGAUAUGGCAUCGCUCGAUGUUCUAUAUGGAAGAUCCAAUGAAGUGUUGGGCAGGGAUCAACUAUCGUGA